Messenger RNA from Mizuhopecten yessoensis (Yesso scallop), 2950 nucleotides. RefSeq names its product bifunctional arginine demethylase and lysyl-hydroxylase JMJD6-like. The transcript has 4 exons. Bases 371 to 1363 code for a protein of 330 amino acids. NCBI's taxonomy places the organism in Eukaryota, Metazoa, Mollusca, Bivalvia, Pectinida, Pectinidae. The record is from RefSeq and is a predicted model, not a curated record.
UACCGGCUCUAUUUAUAACUAUACAAAACUGUAAAUGUGUACUGUACCUUACAUGGGUGUUUAUAACAACGUUCACCACGGUAUAGUUUUACUUCCUUAACAAUGGAGUGACACAGGAGAUGACUUUACACUCAGUCCAGUGUCGUACCUGUGUUUGCCUUUACACUGAUUAAUAAUUCACCACUUGGACAUUUACCGGACAUCCAAACGUCACCCAUUAACAGGUGGCACAGGUUCAACACCAGUUUUGUGACACUGUAGCGAACCCACUACAGUAGUAGGUGUCCAACGUUCCAGAACUGUGUACACGUUUAUAUUAGCAGAAUCCUGUAUUAAUUAAACAGUCAUACGAGUCCCGAUUGAACACAAAAUGGAUGCAAAAAGUGAAGUUAAGGUUAGAUUAUUGAACAAAUUCUGUGAACUUCACAAAGAGGCGAGGAAAAAGGGGUUGGACAAGGAAGUAAUUCAUGCAAUAUUCCAAGGUAAAAUUGUACGGGUAGAAACCGGAAUGGACCCUUGGAUGACUAGACUGACAUGGUGUCUGGUCAUCAUGAUUGCUCUGCUUGGCACUAUUCUGGGCAUUCUCGCACACCAAUAUGAUCUGAAAGAGGAGAUGACGAUGCUGGUGAGAGGCUCGAGGUGUGCCGUAGACAACAACGGAUUUAUGAUGGAAAUAGCCAGACCAAAAACAAACUGCCAGAUUUGUGAAAAUCUACUUUCGGUUCCUAUUGAAACCAACAUUUCCACCGAGAAGUUUUUACAGAAGUAUGCCUACACUGCCGUGCCCGUGCUGGUGAAGGACGCUACCCAGCACUGGACGGCCAUGGAAACCUUCAGUUUCAGGUUCUUUAGGGAUCUCUACAAAUCCAUAAACGGGUCUUUAAAUGCUGUUGAAGAAGACUGUCAGUUUUUUCCAUACAAAACAGAGUUUGAAACUCUAGAAGAAGUUUUGAAUAUGACAGAAGAUCGAGCAGAUUUUAGAGAUGGAGAAAAGCUGUGGUAUGUUGGAUGGAGUAACUGUCACCCUGGAGUGGCGAGCGUUCUCCGAGAACACUAUCAAAAACCUUACUUCCUACCGAACGACACAGAAUCAAGUGCGCUAGACUGGAUCUUCAUGGGCGGAACCGGGCUGGGAGCCUUCAUACACUUAGACUACGUACAGCGCCCGUCCUGGCAGGCGCAGAUCUCCGGGGAGAAGACGUGGAGUCUGAUCCCUACCCCGGAGUGUGAACACGUUUGCCACAGCAUGAACGUCACAGUGCAGAAAGGGGACAUAAUUGUAGUGGAUACAAACCAAUGGUACCACGCCACCUACAUCCACCCAGGGGAGAUAAGCAUCACCAUCGGGUCGGAGUACGACUAGUGACCACAAUGACUAUAUCAGUUAUCAAUGUGUCUAAAUCAGUUAUAAAAGCGUCGGAAUACGUCAAUCCUAAACGGGUCGGAAUACGACUAGUGAUCAUACUAUCUAAAUCAGUUAUCAACGGGUCGGAAUACGACUAGUGAUCAUACUAUCAAAAUCAGUUAUCAACGGGUCGGAAUACGACUAGUGAACGAAGUACGAUUAGUGACCACGCCUUCUUCUCCUAUCAUCGGGUUGGAGUUUGACCUGUGAUCGUUUUAUCUAAUGUCCUGGGACGAACCCAUUCUGUGAUUUGGAUUAAAUGUCUCAUAAUAGUUUUAUAAUGACAGAUGUAAUUUGUCUAUAGUUUCAUUAUAGUUAUGUAAGUAAACUAUAAGUAAGCGGAAGUGUGAUUGUUGUUACAUUUAUAUAAGUUAGGGAACGUGGACGUGUGAUUGCUGUAACAUUUAUAUAAGUUAGGGUACGUGGACGUGUGAUUGCUGUAACAUUUAUAUACGUUAGGGUACGUGGACGUGUGAUUGUUGUUACAUUUAUAUAAGUUAGGGUACGUGGACGUGUGAUUGUUGUUACAUUUAUAUAAGUUAGGGUACGUGGACGUGUGAUUGUUGUUACAUUUAUAUAAGUUAGGGUACGUGGACGUGUGAUUGUUGUUACAUUUAUAUAAGUUAGGGUACGUGGACGUGUGAUUGUUGUUACAUUUAUAUAAGUUAGGGUACGUGGACGUGUGAUUGUUGUUACAUUUAUAUAAGUUAGGGUACGUGGACGUGUGAUUGUUGUUACAUUUAUAUAAGUUAGGGUACGUGGACGUGUGAUUGUUGUUACAUUUAUAUAAGUUAGGGUACGUGGACGUGUGAUUGUUGUUACAUUUAUAUAAGUUAGGGUACGUGGACGUGUGAUUGUUGUUACAUUUAUAUAAGUUAGGGUACGUGGACGUGUGAUUGUUGUUACAUUUAUAUAAGUUAGGGUACGUGGACGUGUGAUUGUUGUUACAUUUAUAUAAGUUAGGGUACGUGGACGUGUGAUUGUUUCUACAUUUAUAUAAGUUAGGGUACGUGGACGUGUGAUUGUUUCUACAUUUAUAUAAGUUAGGGUACGUGGACGUGUGAUUGUUUCUACAUUUAUAUAAGUUAGGGUACGUGGACGUGUGAUUGUUUCUACAUUUAUAUAAGUUAGGGUACGUGGACGUGUGAUUGUUUUUACAUUUAUAUAAGUUAGGGUACGUGGACGUGUGAUUGUUGUUACAUUUAUAUAAGUUAGGGUACGUGGACGUGUGAUUGUUGUUACAUUUAUACAAGUUAGGGUACGUGGACGUGUGAUUGUUGUUACAUUUAUAUAGGUUAGGGUACGUGGACGGGCGAUUGUUUAACAACAGUUACAGUUCGGUAGUAUUGUACAUUUAUACAUUGAUUGAUUGAUUGAUUGAUUGAUUGAUUGAUUGCUUUGAAAUAAAACUGUUAUUUGGCUCCAUGAAGUUAACAUGUUAUCUGUCCUUGUUUAAUUCUUCAGUUUGUAAUCUAAUCGAAAGAUGUUUCAGAAUUAUGCCGACCAACGCUUUAAACAGUGAUAAAUAAAACGAAUUCAACAGUC